AUGGUAAGAAAAUUCAUCAUCUUGUCUUUGGCUUUGUUCGCCGCCGCUAUGGCUGAUGUCUCCGAAUUGAGCGGCUACGACUAUCAAGCUCCAGCUGCCAGCCAAGUUCAUGGUGAUUUCAGCGGUGCCUCCGGCUAUAGCAGCUCCCAUAGCUAUGCUGCCCCAGCUGCUUCUGCUCCAGCCAAUACCUAUAUCCCCCCUGCAGCAUCUGCUCCUGCCAGCAGUUAUGCUGCUCCUCAAUCCUUCGCCCCUGCCCCAGCUGCUUCUCAAAGUUAUGCCGCCCCAGCUGCUUCUGCUCCAGCUAGCUCCUAUAUCCCUCCUGCAGCUUCUGCCCCUGCCAGCAGUUAUGCUGCUCCCCAAUCCUUCGCCCCAGCCCCAGCUCCUCAGUCUUUCGCUCCAGCCCCAGCUGCUUCUGCUCCUUCCAGCUCCUACAUUCCCCCUGCUGCCUCUUCCCCUGUUGCCUCUGUUGACUUCGGUGAUGAUGGUUACCGUUACAAAACUCAACGUCGUCGCGUCUUCCGUCAACGUUUUGCGGGAGUCUUCCCGGAACGUUGGAAGGUUGCCAACGUUCAGACAAUACCCAAGAAAGGUGAAGCAAACAACCCUGCGGCAUAUCGGCCAAUUGCGAUAUGCUCCGCCCUCUCCAAGGUCAUGAAGAGCAUGAUUAAUCACCAUCUUAAUUCUUUGUUAUUAUCUUUGGCUUUAAUUGCUGGUGUUGUGGCGGAUGUUUCCCAUUUGGGUUAUCACUAUCAUGGGCCUAGUACACGUUCAAUUCAUGAUGCUGUUGGCAGUGGCAGCUCAUUCAAUGAUGGUCAAGGCGACAUAAGUUUUGGUAGUACAGCCCAAUCAUCUGGCGUGAACCAACAACAAUCUAUACCUUACCACACCGUUCCAGUUUCUCAAGUGAACUAUCAGCCUGAAUAUCACACUUCUUCGACUGCUCAACAGUUGCCCGUUUUCAAUACCGCUGUGGUUAAUCAGCCAGCUGCUGUUUACAAUCAAGCUCCUGUUUAUCAAACCGGUUAUGUUGAGCAACCGGCAUACACCACUUCCCAAACAUCGGGUACUGAGUACCAAUCUAGUCCUGUUUAUCAAUCUGCUCCUGUAUAUCAAUCUAGUCCUGUAUAUGAAUCUGCACCUGCUGCCUACCAACAGGCUUCUGUUUCCCAGCAGGCUCCUAGCUAUCAUACAGCUGCAGUCUCUCAACCAUCUUUUACCAUCACUCAAUCAGCUCCUGCCUAUGAAACAGCUGCAGUGCAUCAAUCAGCUCCCGUGUAUCAACCUGCAGUGGGAAAACUUGACACUUCAAUAAUUUCCUCAGCUCCAGCUUAUCAACAAACUCCUGUGUACCAGCAAACUGCUGUGUAUCAAACAGCUCCCGUUUCUCAAAACACAGCUACAUUUAGCCAAAAUUUCCUUCCCUCGUCCGCUACGGCUUCAUCAGUCUCCGAUUCCUUUGCCGGCGUGUAUGAUAAAGGAGUUGUUGGCACAGAUUUUGGCAAUACCAUUGAUGGCAGCGAAGACAACUCGAAUGGCUAUCAUUACGAAGACCCUCGUCUUCGUCGUGUCUAUCGCCAAAGUGUUUAA
Molecule: messenger RNA, 1587 nt
Organism: Stomoxys calcitrans (stable fly)
Lineage: Eukaryota; Metazoa; Arthropoda; Insecta; Diptera; Muscidae
Product: transcription initiation factor TFIID subunit 4-like
Exons: 5
Coding region: 1-1587 (528 amino acids)
Source: RefSeq, a predicted model, not a curated record